This is a messenger RNA of Yarrowia lipolytica CLIB122, 693 nucleotides long. RefSeq lists its product as uncharacterized. NCBI's taxonomy places the organism in Eukaryota, Fungi, Ascomycota, Dipodascomycetes, Dipodascales. The record is from RefSeq and is a predicted model, not a curated record.
AUGAACUCCGGAUACCAUUACAACUACCCAGGAUACCGCUACAGCUCUGUUGUCAACCCAUUGUCACUUUCCUCUCCGACUCUGUUGAACCCGCCAGACGACCUUUUUUACGACUUCGAAUCAGAUGGGUACUACCAGGACUCCAAGAGAUCUGCCUUUCAGUUGUUGGAGGAUGCUCGAGAACAGUACGAGCACAAAAAGAUAUCACUAAGCAAGUACUUCGAUACCACUGUGGCGUUGCUCAAAACUCUGGAUACCUCAGUUCCGGUCUUCAGAAAAGCCGGGGCUAUUAUUAGAUAUCUACCCAUUGAUAUCCUCGACAAGGUACGGGACAACCAUGUCACUGCCCUCCUGCUCGAAAAGCUCAUCCACUACUUCUACCGUCUAGACUGGACUAAUUUACUGAAAGCGUUGGAACAGGACAGAGACACCUGGUUGUUCAAUGGUUCCGGUGACACCAAUAAAGAAAAAGAGAACGACAACUACUCGUACGCUGAGGCAGCCCUGCAACAGACUCGUGAUUAUGAAAAGAGAACACGGCCGGAACAAAGGACUUUCCUACAAGUGUGUGUCUCGAGCGGCACACCCACAUCCAAGACGCGAACACGUCGGUCGGCUGGAACACAAUCUCCGCCAUCCACUCCUGAAAAGCAAAUCCUUCCCAUCUGCCCUACAUUGGCUAACUUGAGAUAG